CCCCGGUGUCCCCUCGCCGCCCAACAUGUCCUUUGCCAUGCUGCGCUCGGCCCCCAGCCGGUACCUGUACCCCGAGAUCAGCAUGCUGUCCGAGGACGAGGAGAACGGCAGCGAGAGCUCCGGCUCCGACGAGAAGCCCUACCACCUGGACGCCGACGGCUACGGCAUCAAGGCCAGCAAGCGCAGGAGCGGCAAGAAACCCAACCGGAUCAACAGGGAGCCCCGGCAGCGUCACACAGCCAACGCGCGGGAGCGUGACCGCACCAACAGCGUCAACACCGCCUUCACCGCCCUCCGCACGCUCAUCCCCACCGAGCCGGCCGACAGAAAGCUCUCCAAGAUCGAGACCUUGAGACUGGCCUCCAGCUACAUCUCCCACCUGGGGAACGUGCUGCUGGUGGGGGAGGCGUGCGGGGACGGGCAGCCCUGCCACACCACCCCUGCCUUCUACCACCACGGCGGCAGCAGCCCCCCCGCGCGCGACACCGAGAACUCCCAGCCCAAACAGAUCUGCACUUUCUGCCUCAGCAACCAGAGGAAGCUGUAUCCUCUGCAUGCCAACAGCCCUCACAAAGCGCACGUCCCCGCUGCCUGCGUUGCAUACAGCUGUGAAGGACCAAGGGGCAAGCGGGCCUGGGGACACGAGACGUGGGGGCAGAGGCGCGUGGGUCACCCCAAGCAGUCAGUGCUGGGAUUGCACACCAGUUAA
Molecule: messenger RNA, 709 nt
Organism: Gymnogyps californianus (California condor)
Lineage: Eukaryota; Metazoa; Chordata; Aves; Accipitriformes; Cathartidae
Gene: SCX
Product: scleraxis bHLH transcription factor
Exons: 2
Coding region: 26-709 (227 amino acids)
Biological process (GO): developmental process; regulation of transcription by RNA polymerase II
Molecular function (GO): protein dimerization activity; DNA-binding transcription factor activity, RNA polymerase II-specific; RNA polymerase II transcription regulatory region sequence-specific DNA binding
Source: RefSeq, a predicted model, not a curated record